Rotaria sp. Silwood1 is the source of this 1641-nucleotide messenger RNA. NCBI's taxonomy places the organism in Eukaryota, Metazoa, Rotifera, Eurotatoria, Philodinida, Philodinidae. The record is from the annotation of a GenBank genome assembly.
AUGUCUCUGAUUUGGAAAGUAUUUCAUUGGAAAUUUACAAAAAAGUACGUCUAUAAUAAAUUUAAUUAUAAAGGUUUAGAAAGUUGUUUCUUCGAUUUUAAGCUAUUGACAUUUCAUCUAGCAGAUACAACAAUAAUCAAUGAAUUUGUUGCUGUAAUCGAUUAUUCUACUAAUAAAUUAUAUCAAACCUCUGAUCAACCAAUUACUGAAAAAAUUCAAAACAAUUUUCAAGAAAUAAUUUAUCUUAUUGAAGGUUAUCUUGAAUCAAUCAAUACUACAAUAAACAUUAGUAAGAAUUCAAUUGGUAUUUUAAGUCGUUUAAAAACUAAUCCAAUCUAUUCUUAUUCUCAAAUCAAUGAAAACAAUUCAUUUUUAUAUUAUUCAACAGAAACAACUAAUGCAAAUUCAAUAGCAAGUAUAUCAAUUUAUCCAACAUCAAUCGAAAACUUAUUAGACACAGAUAUUUAUACAUUUUAUUAUCUUCCAUCAUUACUUUUUCGUUAUGCACAAAAAGAUCGAAAUAUAAUUAUAGAUUCACCUAUUACUGGUCUACAUUUACCGAAUAACGCUUCACGUUUUAUUAACAUGUCAUUUAUUGACAAUAAACUUUCAUCUGGAAAAUAUUCCUGUGCUUUUUGGCAAUAUAAUCGAUGGAAUAAUACUGGUUGCUCUUAUUCUCUAGAUUCCAAUUUAAAUCGUCAUCUCUGCUUUUGUAAUCAUACAACAUCAUUUGCAUUAAUAUUUAUUCCACAUAAAACUUUAAAGAUUCUCAUUAUACCAUUUAUAAUUUUUGCUAUAAUUUCAAUAGUAUGUUUUUCUAUAUCAUUAAUUCUUUCAAUGCAUCGACAAGCAAAAUCUUUUCGUCAUCUAUCAAUAGCAAAUAUAUUUAGUUUAUCAAAUUCAAUUAUUUUCUUUAUAUUAAUUACUGUUAUUAUAAUUCGUGCUAAUAAAUCAUCAAAAAUAGAAUCAAUAAAUCAAGAUAAAUGUUCAACAUUACCUAAAAAUUUAACUAUUGCAACUUAUUUUUUUUUCAUAUUAACAUUUGCAAGUAAAACUUUACUUGGUAUUGGAUAUUUUUUAACAAUACUUUAUCAUUUUAUUUUCAUUCAAUUUACAGCUAUAUCGAAUAAAUGGUUUUAUGGAAGUUUUUUGCUUGUUAUUUUUAUUGCUUUAAUACCAAUAAUAAUUAUUAGUAUAAUGAUGAAUCAAUGGACAAAUUUAUUUAUACAAUAUCAAGGGAUAUGUUGGUUUCAUAAAUCAUUUAUAUUUCGAUUUAUUUCAAUACCAAUAAUUAUAUUUCUUUCAUUAAAUAUAUUAAUUUUAUUUGGAAUAACUGUUCGUUUAAUUCAAUUUUUUAUUGAUCGUAAAAUGUCACAAACAAAUGAAAAACGAAUGUUUGUUUCAAUAAUGAUAUGGAUUACAUUAUGUAUAUCAUUAGGUAUUGCUUGGAUAUUUGGACCAUUUUUAGAUUUUAUCAUCAAAGAGGAAAGUCAAACAUCAUCAAAAAUUAUACAAUGGAUAUUUGGUAUUUAUAAUGGACUCGAAGGUGUAUGGAUAUUGGGUAUUAAUGUAAUGUUUUAUUUAAAUCAAAAAUUGACAAAGAAAUAUCGUUCAAGAGUUACAAAUAAAGCUAAAAAUUAA